Messenger RNA from Fopius arisanus, 2474 nucleotides. It is a transcript of the gene Aldh-III, whose product is annotated as Aldehyde dehydrogenase type III. The record is from RefSeq and is a predicted model, not a curated record. Bases 189 to 1844 code for a protein of 551 amino acids. The transcript is spliced from 13 exons. Gene Ontology annotation, biological process: aldehyde metabolic process. Gene Ontology annotation, cellular component: cytoplasm. NCBI's taxonomy places the organism in Eukaryota, Metazoa, Arthropoda, Insecta, Hymenoptera, Braconidae. Gene Ontology annotation, molecular function: aldehyde dehydrogenase (NAD+) activity.
GGCGGAUGAGUUGCGUAAGAACCUUCGAACGAUGAAGUUGCUCUUUUAGAAUAUAAAACUGAAAAGUUCAAUCAAAGUAGAGUUUGCUCAUGCACCUGUGAUCAGUUGAUGCGAUUUUCUCCAGUUAAAUAAUUAUUUUAAGUUUCUUCGUUUAUUUCCGGUGUUGGAGCAGGAAGUCCCUGGAUAUUAUGGCUGAGGUAACUGUUGAUAUAAUCGAGCAAACAGACCAGGAGAGACCAGAGAUGACUCGAGAACCGGUGGAGUGUCUCAUCGAUAUGGAGGAAACUCCGGAUGUGGAUGCUGAUCCAGAUCAAAUGAAUGGAACUCGAACGAUGAAUAAUUACAGUGAUCUCGUGCAAAGAAGCAGAGAUGCGUUUCUCAGUGGAAAAACACGAUCGCUGGAAUGGAGAAUGAAACAGCUCAAGCAAUUACAGAAAAUGCUGAAUGAGAAUAAAGCGGAAAUAAUUGCAGCAUUGGCAAGCGAUUUACGAAGGAGUAAAUUCGAGACAACAGUAUUGGAGAUCGAUACAGCCAUGGGUGAUCUCAAGUUUAUGAUGAUGCAUUUGAAAGAAUUCUUAGCAGUGGAAAAGCCACCAAAGGGUAUUGUGAAUAUGUUUGACUCAGUUGAGAUACACAAGGAUCCUUACGGGGUUGUGCUCGUUAUUGGUGCAUGGAAUUAUCCACUACUUUUGAACAUAAGUCCGUUCAUGGGUGCUAUUGCUGCUGGAAACUGCGUCAUUCUGAAACCAUCGGAAAUAUCUGCAGCAACUGCUAAACUUCUUGCUACUAUUAUUCCAAAAUAUCUUGAUACAGAAUGUUAUCAUGUCGUCUCCGGAGGUGUUCCGGAAACAACCGAACUGUUGAAACAAAAGUUUGAUUAUAUUAUGUACACUGGAUCGAAUGCAGUCGGAAGAAUUGUUCGCGAAGCAGCUAAUAAAUAUUUGACACCAGUGACGUUGGAACUUGGCGGUAAAAGCCCUGUGUAUCUGGACAAUACAGUAGAUCUGCCAGUAGCAGUUAAGCGCAUUCUUUGGGGAAAGUUCGUCAAUCUUGGACAGACAUGUAUUGCCCCAGACUAUGUACUUUGUACUAAAGAGGUUCAGGAUGCGUUUGUCGAGGAAGGAAAGAAAAUAUUGAAAGAGUGGUACGGGGAGAAUCCUAAGGAGAGUCCUGACAUGGCACGCAUAAUCAACGCUAGACAUUAUCAACGUUUGAUGAAUUUGAUGAAUAGCGGUGGUAAAGUGGCAAUAGGCGGUGAGACAGAUGCCCAGGAGAAGUUCAUUGCUCCAACUAUCUUAACGAACGUCCAGCCAACAGACCCAAUAAUGCAGGAGGAGAUAUUUGGGCCACUUCUGCCAAUUGUCAAUGUCAAUAACGCAUACGAAGCCAUUAAAUUUAUAAAUGAACGCGAGUGCCCCCUCACGAUGUACAUAUUUACCAAGGACAGUGGAGUACGUAAUUUGAUAAUUGAUCAAACCCGGAGUGGUUCGAUAUGCGUCAAUGACACGAUUAUGCAGUUUGCGGUUGAUGAACUUCCAUUCGGUGGAGUUGGAGAAUCUGGAAUGGGUUGUUAUCACGGUCGUGCGACUUUCGAUACAUUUGUGCACAAAAAGUCUGUUCUCGUCAAGGACUACAAUCCCAUCGGUGAAGCACUCGCUUCCUCUCGAUACCCACCGUAUUCAGACCGAAAACUGUCGUUCCUCGGUUUGUUACUGGCAAAACGACCUGAUAUCCCUGGGAUCAAGUAUCUACCUCAUCUAAUAAUGUUUGGACUCGGUGUUAUCGUUACUAUUGGGAUCAAAGCUGCCAUCAAGGAGUAUGGAUACCGAGACGACAAUAUGUAGAGGCUGGAACCCUCAUGUUUUUGGAGGAGAAAAAUAAAUUAUAAAAGCGAAAUGGCAAAAUAGUUCGAGUCAAGUGAAUUCUUUGUGAAUGAAGUAAGUUUGAGGUGAGAAGAACGGGAAAGUUGAAUAUAAAUACAACUCUCCUGUUCUCUUGGAAAAAAAAUCCGCACGUUUUUUCGGAAAAUAAAUUCCUAUAAAUGUGCUUUCGGCUAUCGGACUAUUUUAUGAUUUCGCGAUUGUAUAAUCCACGUAGCAUGAAACAUCACAAGUGAUUUUUUACCACGAGUCAUAGUAAUAAAAACCACAAGAUAACAACGAUAGAAAAGGGUGACAAUUACUUUACAUUUUGAUAUUUUUUAUUUUUGGUGGAUGAACAUAAACAUCACUAGGAAUAGUCAUUUCGAUAUUGAGUAAGUGAGGGAUAUGUUUAAAAUAGAAACUGGAAGCUCUUGUAUUACAUAACAAAUUUCCAGUCGUUAAUAAAAAUAUUGCAUAUCUAAAUUACCUAUUUAGCAUGAGCCAUUCCGAAUGUAAUUGUUUUUAAUGUAAGAGAAUUUCUUUAACAUGAUUUUAUUAUUUUGUUUAUGUUGCAAUGUAAUAUAUAUAUUCUAAUAAAAAAAAUGUCUACGA